GUUGUGGUUGUGUUGCAGGUUCUUUGGGCCCUACAGUAUGGACGUGGUCACCAGCACAGCUUUCAGUGUGGACAUUGACUCUCUGAACAACCCUUCAGACCCCUUUGUCUCCAACGUCAAGAAGAUGCUCAAGUUCGACCUGUUCAACCCACUGUUCCUCCUAGCCGCUUUGUUUCCCUUCACUGGUCCUAUCUUGGAGAAGAUGAAGUUUUCUUUCUUCCCGACUGCGGUGACAGACUUCUUUUAUGCCUCGCUGGCUAAGAUCAAAUCUGGACGUGACGCUGGGAACUCAACCAAUCGGGUGGAUUUCUUACAGCUGAUGAUCGACUCUCAGAAAGGCAGCGACACAAAGACAGGAGAGGAACAGACUAAAGGACUGACUGAUCACGAGAUAUUGUCUCAGGCCAUGAUCUUCAUCUUCGCCGGCUACGAGACCAGCAGCAGUACUAUGAGUUUCCUGGCCUAUAACCUGGCAACCAACCCCCAUGUCAUGACCAAACUGCAGGGGGAGAUAGAUACUGUGUUCCCCAACAAGGCUCCAAUCCAGUACGAAGCUCUGAUGCAGAUGGACUAUUUGGACUGUGUGUUGAACGAGUCUCUGAGACUGUACCCCAUCUCCCCGCGACUGGAGAGGGUCGCCAAGAAGACGGUGGAGAUCAACGGCAUCGUCAUCCCCAAAGACUGCAUUGUCCUGGUUCCCACGUGGACCCUCCAUCGUGACCCAGAGAUCUGGUCUGACCCUGAGGAGUUCAAACCAGAGAGGUUUAGUAAGGAGAACAAGGAGUCUAUUGAUCCGUACACGUACAUGCCAUUUGGGGCGGGGCCCAGGAACUGUAUCGGGAUGCGCUUCGCCCUGAUCAUGAUCAAACUGGCCAUGGUCGAGAUCCUCCAGAGUUUCACUUUCUCCAUCUGCGACGAGACCGAGAUCCCUCUGGAGAUGGACAACCAGGGUCUGCUGAUGCCCAAACGACCAAUCAAACUGAGGCUGGAGGCCCGUAGAAACACCCCUAGCAACACCACCGCUACCACUCUGAAGAGUCCAACAACGUGACCAAAUGCAGGAGCACCCUACCCUGGAGUACCUCUCUCUCUCUCUCUCUUCCCCUCUCCCCCCACACAAAAGGGCUUUAGUACAGACAGAAAUACUUCUCACACCGCUAAUGAAAAUUUCUGGGAUCUUUUAUUUCAGCUCAUGAAACAUUUUUGUUCAACAGCCUCUCUAUCUAUCUAUCUUUCUGUCGAUCGGCUACUGAACAUUCAGUCCUUAUCCUAUCCCUGCUAUAGGCUGCUGAAUAUUCAGGCUGGGAUUCAAUAGGCUACUUAAUUAAUAUAACAUGAUAUUAAGACUGCAUUCACAAUGAAUGUUCAGUUCAGUCAGAUCAAUCAGAAAUUACAUUUAAAAUGGCACAUAGCUGACAAAGUGCUGGGAUUGAAUCCUGGUCUCAGUCUCAUGCUUGGUUUGAGUAAGACUCAGAAACCCAUGUCCACCAGAUAAAAUAGAUAGUAAUACUAUGGAUGCAUUAGAGGUACAUGUCUUGUUAAAGUUAGACACCAGGGGGUAGUAAUCCAUGGCAUGAUGUCAUGUCUGGAUCAUGCACACUACUGGCUGGUGGCUGGAAUUUUCCUAGAAUGUAGAACUCUAGCUGGUGUUCUCUAGAACUGUACUCUCAUUCUGUUCCUCUGGGUGUUCUGCUGUCCAGUCAUUCCAAAAUAGAAUCUUUACUGUCUGUUGAGAUGAUCCCUGCAGCUGCUUGGUUUUAACUUUAAUCAUCACAAACCAAUAAAAUCAUCACACUAAUGAA
This is a messenger RNA of Oncorhynchus kisutch (coho salmon), 1802 nucleotides long. RefSeq names its product cytochrome P450 3A27-like. The transcript is spliced from 7 exons. Gene Ontology annotation, molecular function: steroid hydroxylase activity; oxidoreductase activity, acting on paired donors, with incorporation or reduction of molecular oxygen; heme binding. Bases 38 to 1051 code for a protein of 337 amino acids. The record is from RefSeq and is a predicted model, not a curated record. Lineage: Eukaryota; Metazoa; Chordata; Actinopteri; Salmoniformes; Salmonidae.